This is a messenger RNA of Selaginella moellendorffii, 749 nucleotides long. Its product is annotated as germin-like protein subfamily T member 2. Gene Ontology annotation, cellular component: cell wall. The transcript has a single exon. NCBI's taxonomy places the organism in Eukaryota, Viridiplantae, Streptophyta, Lycopodiopsida, Selaginellales, Selaginellaceae. Bases 54 to 707 code for a protein of 217 amino acids. Gene Ontology annotation, molecular function: manganese ion binding. The record is from RefSeq and is a predicted model, not a curated record.
UCAUCCAUUCAUCCCUCCACCACGAUCCGAAGUUCUAGAGUUUUAGAACGAAGAUGGCUCUCUCCAAAGCUCAAGCUGUGCCGGUUGCCUUCCUAGCAUUGUUUGUUUUCUCAGUAGUCUCAUCCGAUCCAGACCCACUCCAAGACUUUUGCAUUGGAGAUCUCAAUGUUGUGCCCGGUAUCAAUGGCUUCCCUUGCAGGAACUCAUCGACAGUCACCGUGGACGAUUUCAUCUACAGCGAAAUCGUCAAUUCUUCCAACACCACAAACAUCAAUCGCUCAGGGGCAAUCUUUGGAACAGUGAGAAGAUUCCCAGGCCUCAACACCUUGGGUCUCUCCAUCGCCAGGCUGGACUUCCUUCCCGGAGGAUUCAUCCCCCCACACACCCAUCCGAGAGGCUCGGAGAUGGUCUACGUAGAAGAGGGGAGCGUCUACGCCGCCAUUGUCACCACGGACAAUCGCUUGUUUGCUCGGGUGAUCAACAGGGGCGAAGUUAUGGUGAUUCCUCGCGGAUUGAUUCACUGGCAGAUGAACGUUGGAAGAACAAAUGCGAAGAUCAUUGCCAUUCUCAACUCCCAGUUUCCUGGAAUCCAGUUUAUUGCAGCGUCCAUGUUUGGUUCCCGCCCAGAGGUCCCGGCUGAGGUGCUCAAGAAGACCUUCUUUUUGGAUGAGAGGACCAUCGAGCAAGUGCGAUCCAAGUUUGUUUGAAUUUAUUUCAUUAAUCUUUAAACUUAAAAUGAAAUUUAAAUA